Molecule: messenger RNA, 159 nt
Organism: Phycomyces blakesleeanus NRRL 1555(-)
Lineage: Eukaryota; Fungi; Mucoromycota; Mucoromycetes; Mucorales; Phycomycetaceae
Exons: 2
Coding region: 1-159 (52 amino acids)
Source: RefSeq, a predicted model, not a curated record
AUGUUGAACAACACCGAGGAAGAUCAAAAGCCGUGUGGGAGAACGUCGUCCACCGAACCACCAACUGCUAGUGCAAGUGUGGGUCCCAAGGCACGUGCUUUGAGACGAGUGACCCCAGAUACCUACCAUAUUGUCUAUCGCUCUGUUUCUCAACAGUAA